CACAACCACAAACUAGCCAUUUUAGUUCACAGGUAGUCCUACGGUUUAGGCACCCCUUGAGUCCUUCUCUUUCCAAGGCUUCACCAAUACCAUAUGCACGUCCUAAUCAGCGGAGCGGGCAUUGCGGGACCCACGCUGGCCUGGUGGCUCGCAAAGACUGGCGCACGCAUCACUAUCGUCGAGAAAGCCCACUCACUCCUUUCACAUGGACAGAAUAUCGAUAUAAGUGGCAGUGCGCGCACUAUAAUCAAGAAGAUGGGGCUUAGGGACAAGAUCCUAGAACUCAACACGACGGAGAAAGGAGCACAGUUCAUCGAUACAGACGGCAGGCCAUUCGCAUCUUUCCCAGUCAGAGAGGGUGGUGCUGCAGCGAGUCUGACUUCUGAAUGGGAGAUCUUGAGGGGAGAUCUGGCCUCGGUGUUUUAUGAAGCUACGAAAGACUUUCCGAAUGUGGAGUACGUGUUCGGCACCACUAUCAGCAAAGUCGUGUCGAACGACAAUACGUCCGUCAAGGUCGAAUUUAGCAAUGGUCAAACUCAAGAAUACGACCUGCUAGUCGCAGCAGAUGGACAGUGGUCGAAAGUGCGAAAGCAGUGUUUCCCCCCCGAAGCCAUCACUGUGAUCGAUAAGAACAUGUACGUAGGGUAUUGGACCAUCCCGAGACUGCCCGUCGACAAUGAAUAUUGGAAUAUCUACCAGGCUUUGGGAUCGAGAAUGGUUACCACCAGACCCGAUCCCCACGGCACAAUCAGAGCAAUGGUCUCUCGCAUGCCCUGCAACGCCGCGCAGAAGAAAGCAUGGCAGGAUGCUUCCAAGAGCGACGGACAGACACAGCAAGACCUCCUGAAGAAGGAGUUUGCAGAUGCAGGAUGGCAAGCGCAUAGGCUGCUGGACGCCAUGGAUCAAGCGCCCGACUUCUACUUCCAAGCCAUCCAGCAGAUCAAAAUGACAACAUGGUCCAACUCUCGUGUCAUAUGUCUAGGAGACACCGCCUUUGCUCCCACUCCGCUGACAGGCAUGGGUACAUCCCUUGCGAUUAUCGGGGCAUACGUUCUCGCGGGCGAACUCAGCAAAUUGGACGAGAAUGAACAUCCGGCUCAAGCGCUCGAGGCAUAUGAGAAGAAGUUCCGCCCAUUCGUCGAGGAAGUGCAGGUUAUUCCAUCUUUUAUUCCGGGGGUGGCGCAUCCAAUGACCGCAUGGAAAAUAUGGCUGUUCCAGGUCGUUGUGAGGGUGUUUGCUCUGCUUGCUUCUAGCUCAUGGGUGGUGAAGUGGUUUGGUAAGAAUGAUGAUGAUGAAGACUUCAAGUUACCAUUAUACCCAGGGUGGGAGUCUGUAAGUGGGCAAGGGGUGGAUCGAGAAAAAGGUGUAGGCGCGAGUGAGAGUAAUGGAUUGAGUGGAAUAUGAUGGAUAUCUUCUACAUACACAAAUAAUAACAAACUCUCCGCUCUAAAAGUACAUCUACAGACCGACAAUAGCUCCAUGGGUGAUACACGGACUUCGGCGCUUCUCAAAAAAACCUUUUAAUUUCUGAUCGUAUAGAACUUCGGCCAAUUUUGUCUAAACCCUUCGCUGUAAUUUAGAUAUUUAAGCUCUACAUCACACUUUCGAUUAG
Cucurbitaria berberidis CBS 394.84 is the source of this 1612-nucleotide messenger RNA. RefSeq names its product FAD/NAD(P)-binding domain-containing protein. Gene Ontology annotation, molecular function: FAD binding. Bases 94 to 1404 code for a protein of 436 amino acids. NCBI's taxonomy places the organism in Eukaryota, Fungi, Ascomycota, Dothideomycetes, Pleosporales, Cucurbitariaceae. The transcript has a single exon. The record is from RefSeq and is a predicted model, not a curated record.